AUGCUUGGCCAUGGGGAUGAUGAUGAUGCCAUACCGCGAUUGCCCAAUGACACCAACGCAGAGGUGUUGCCAGCAAAGCGGGAGAAGACUGCCCAAGCAGACAGGGUUGAGGAGGAGAAAAAGAUAAGCAAGCGGAAGAAGCGGAAGCUGGAGCAAAUUGCCCAAAAGAAGGCCAACAAGGAAGUGAGGACCGAGGUUUUGGAGCAGCUCAAGGCAGUGAAAUUGACAGCCGAGCAAGCCGAGCUUCUGAAAGCAUCUCAGAGUACGAGGCUUUCCAAGCGGGAGCAGCGGGCUAUGGCGCAGCGGCGAGCGCAAUUGGGCGUUCCCUUGACGUCAGGCAUGAAGGAGGCUUUGCGGCCGCGCCCCAGGCAAGCCAAGCGCCCCCUGCAGGCGCCCAGCGAGGAAGAGGAUGAGGACGAGGAACAAGAACAGACGGCGCCAGCGCCUGCCCCAAUCGCUGAACAACCAGGCGAUAGUGCUCCCUCGACACCUCAGGCUAGCGCCCCGCGCAAGACAAAGACGCUACCCCCUGCUGCCCCGCCAAAGCCAGCGGCACAACUUACAGCACAACCUCUGCUUCGAGUCAAUGUGGAGCGUGCCGCCGACAUCGAGGAGCAGCGCUCCAAGCUACCAGCUGUGAUGAUGGAGCAAGAGUUUGUGGAAAUGGUGCUGGGCAACGACGUGAUGUUGGUGUGCGGAGACACGGGCUGUGGCAAGUCAACCCAGGUUCCACAGUUUCUCUACGAGUGUGGCUUCUGCAACGGCCAGCAGCAUCUCAUCGGGGUGACCCAGCCUCGGCGUGUUGCUGCUGUCUCGGUCUCACAGAGGGUGGGGCAAGAGCUCAACGAUACCAGGAAGGUUGGCUACCAGGUCCGAUACGACAGCAGCCACUGCACAAAGGACAUGCGCAUCAAGUUCAUGACAGAUGGCAUCCUCUUGCGGGAGGUUCAGGCAGACUUCCUUUGCCGAAAGUACACCGCAAUUGUGAUCGAUGAGGCCCACGAAAGGGGAGUGAACUGCGACAUUUUGAUUGGGCUUCUUUCGCGAGCCGUCCAGCAGAGGCGAAAAGCCUAUGAGGAGGCUAGACGGAGCGGCAGUUCUGAGCAGCCGCCGCCCUUGAAGUUGGUGAUCAUGUCGGCCACGCUUCGCCUGUGCGACUUCACUGAGAAUCAGCAGCUCUUCCCAGUGCCGCCGCCCGUCUUGCGCAUCGAUGCUCGCAUGUUUCCUGUGACGGUGCACUUCGCUCGACGCACGGAGGAGGACUACAUCAAGGCUGCGCAUCGAUCAGUAUUGCAGAUUCAUAAGGAUUUGCCUCCGGGGAGCAUUCUUGUCUUUGUGACCGGACGUCAGGAGGUCCACCGCCUCUGCCGGAUGCUUCAGAGGACGCAGGCGAUGACCUCGCGUGGCAAGGCCAUGGAGGAAGCCGAAGCGGAAGCCGAUGAGGAGGCCGCAGUUCUGGAGCUGGAGGCGUCAGACGAUGAAGCAAAUAUUUCAGAGCCAGAGCAACCUUCGCACGAGGCCAAAACUGCUGAAAACAAGGCAGCAGCUGAGACUGCGGACAAAGUCCCGGGCGACGCGGACGAAAGUGCAGCUGAAGCUGUGAAGAGGCCAAAGAAGAAGGCAAAGGGUAGAAAGAAGCAAGCUGAGUUUGAGCCCAAGGCCGAGGCAAAGGCAAAUGCCGAGACCGGCCGUCGCAAGCGCAAGGGCUCGAAGAGCGCGUCGUCCAAGAAGGCGAAACCAGAGGAGCAGGGCGAAGAGCCGGAGGCUGCUGACGAGAUGCCGGGGCUCUCCUUCGCGCUGGGCGAGGAGGACGUCGUUGUCAUGGAAGCCGAGGAUGUCAAGGACCAGGAGCUCAAGAACCAGAGGAAGGUGAGAAUGUCGAGGCUGGACAAGACGAGGACUGCUGGGGGCGUCUUCAAAGGCAUCGGCUUUGCGGAGGGGCCCAUGCGAGUCUUGCCCUUGUACGCCCAGCUUUCUUCCUCGCAGCAGUUGGUGCCCUUCAGAGAUCCUCCUGAAACCGAGCGCGUGGUGGUUAUCUCAACCAACGUGGCGGAAACAUCGGUCACGUUGCCAAACGUGCGCUAUGUGGUGGACUGUGGUCGCGAGAAGCGUCGCCGGUACAAAGCAUCCUCUGGGGUGUCUGCCUUCGCCGUUGACAGGAUUUCGAAGGCUUCGGCAGACCAGCGAGCCGGCCGAGCUGGCCGUUUGGGCCCUGGCCACUCGUACCGCUUGUACUCGUCCGCGGCAUUCGAGAACUACUUCCCUAAGUUUGCGCCCCUGCAAAUGCUGCACACGCCGAUGGAUCCUGUCCUGUUGCUGCUGGCCUUUCUGGGCGUGCCGCGUUUGGACGUUUUCCCUUGGCCCACGCCGCCGCCGGCCGAGUCUGUGGCCGCAGCGAUCCGACGGCUGCGCGCCAUUGGCGCCAUCGAGGAUGACGGCACCAACACCGAGGGUUCGCGGGCGCACGCGGCGGUGGUCAGGUGCACCACACUGGGCUACCGCUUGGCAGCGUUGCCAGUUGCGCCCCGGUACGCACGGAUGCUGCUGGCCGCGAUCGGCAAGGAAGAGCCCAUCAUAGGCCACGCCUGUGCGCUGGUGGCAGCCCUCUCUGUUGGCAAUUUGACCAGCUGGGAGUCCGUGCAGGAGAUAGAGGAUACAAGUGCUGGCGGUUUGGAGAGCGAGCUCGUGCGAGCUCAGAAGGAGGCACAGAGGCGACUAGAUGAGGCGACCAAGAAAGAUGCUCCAAAGUGGAGUCAGCUUCGGGACGAUGCCGAGGGCCUGCUGUGGCUCAUGGGCGGCUACGCGUGGGCUGCGCAGGGCGGUCAGGCGGAACCCUUCUGCCAGAAGAACAAAAUCAAUCCGCGACAGAUGGCAGAGGCGCACAGCUUGAUGCAGCAGCUGGCAGAGCUUUUGAAGCGCAGGCUGUCCUUGUCCAGCCUCGAGCUUCCGCUGCUGCCGCGCCCGCCCACACUGAAGCAGGCGCGCGCGAGUGCGUCGCGGAGGGCCUGCUGGACCGCGUGGCGGUGGCCUGUCCGGACCUAG
This is a messenger RNA of Effrenium voratum, 3042 nucleotides long. NCBI's taxonomy places the organism in Eukaryota, Dinophyceae, Suessiales, Symbiodiniaceae. The record is from the annotation of a GenBank genome assembly.